Molecule: messenger RNA, 3007 nt
Organism: Bradysia coprophila
Lineage: Eukaryota; Metazoa; Arthropoda; Insecta; Diptera; Sciaridae
Biological process (GO): protein histidyl modification to diphthamide
Molecular function (GO): diphthine-ammonia ligase activity
Source: RefSeq, a predicted model, not a curated record
UGACAUUAGUUUGACAUUUGCUCUUCAAAAAGAAAAAAAUAUGAAAAAUAAAAGUGGCAAAUGGUUAUCAAUCCGGCCGUGGAAUUAAAUACGAAAAUGUGCUAAAGAACCGAUGAUAAAAAUGCAAAUGUUUUUAUUUGUUUUAAGCUUACCGUCGUCGUUCGUUUUUUGAUUGGAGUGCAAAAUAAACAAUUCCUCGCUACUUUGUAGCCAACGAAUUUUAUUCCAUACUUGGGGGAUAUAAUUAUAUGCACACAUGGUGUCAGACACGAUGUGUGUUUUCUUUUCGAAAUAUGAUAUGUGUGUGACAACAGUGAAAUAGUGUACCUAAAUCGCGGAAAAAAAAACCUUUUUUUAAUCGCAAGAUUUAGUGGAUGUAUUGAACAUUGAAAUUCGAUUUGAAUUCCACAGCAAAACACUAACAAAAUGCGUGUAGUGGCUAUGAUAAGCGGUGGGAAGGACAGUUGCUAUAAUAUGAUGCAGUGUGUGGCAGAAGGUCAUGAGAUUGUCGGUUUGGCGAAUUUACAUCCGAAAGAUCUAGAUGAGCUGGACAGUUACAUGUACCAAACUGUCGGCCACAUGGGCAUCGAAAAAUUGGCCGAAGCAAUGGGGCUACCACUUUUUCGCAUGGAAACCAAAGGUAUUUCAACGCAGACCGGCAAACAUUAUGUGCCUACCGAUGACGAUGAAGUGGAAGAUUUGUACAAUUUAUUGAAAUGGACCAAAGAAGAGCUGAAUGUGGAAGCGGUUGCCGUCGGAGCGAUAUUUUCGGACUAUCAACGGAUUCGCGUGGAGAAUGUUUGCAUGCGCUUAAACCUGGUACCUCUGGCAUAUUUGUGGCGACGAGAUCAGACCGAACUGCUGCAGGAAAUGAUCGAUUGUAAGGUGUUCGCCAUAAUAAUCAAAGUGGCGUCGCUGGGUUUGUUGCCGGACCGACAUCUUGGCAAGUCGAUUUCGGAUGUUCAAUCCCAUCUAAUCAAAAUGAAGGAUAAGUACGGCCUGAAUGUGUGCGGCGAAGGUGGCGAAUACGAAACAUUUACGUUGAACUGUCCGCUGUUCAAGCAGAAAAUUAUCAUUGACGAAAUGCAAACCGUCAUCAGUUCGUCGGAUCCGGUAUGUCCAGUGGGCUAUAUAAACUUCACCAAACUGCGCCUGGUUCCGAAGGAUAUGGCCAACCAAAUGGAUGUGGUGGUGAAAACAUCGCUAGACUACUUAAGUGACCUAAACGAAUCCAGUUACAAUGACCUAUCGGAUCCCGAUCCCGACCUAAGCGAAUCGGAAUUGGAGCAAAUCGAAAUGGAAAGUCGACUCAAAGAAGCGAUGACCAAAGACGAUCUGGUCACAUCGCGCAGCAACAGCUUAACGCAGUCGGCCACAUCACCAAUCAAAAUACUUCAAUCGAAAACGAAGAGCUGUGACGAUGUCCGGCCGUUGAAUUCACCAAUGAAAAUCGUCUACGAACAGAUGGACAUACUGAACCGUCCCAAUUAUGUGUUCAACAACAGUGGCUGGAUGUGGAUAUCGGGAGUGGAAGGGUACGGAACGACAGUUGAAGAAUGCACCGACGAUGCGAUGGAAAAAAUUAGAGAUUUGCUGCUCAUGCAUGAAUAUAAGCUGAGUAAUGUCUGCUAUACGACGUUGUACAUAAGAAAUAUGGCCGAGUACGUCAGUCUGAAUCAAGCCUAUUCCAAGACCUUUAACUUUCCGAAUCCACCCACCCGAGUAUGCGUCGAAUGUCCGCUUCCGCCGAAUUGUGAAGUAAUCGUCGAGGUGGUCGCAUUCAAAGCCAAAACUGAUAUGAGCGAAUUAAGCAACAAACGGACCACGAUGCACGUGCAAGGUAUAUCGCAUUGGUGUCCAGCGAAUAUCGGCCCGUACAGUCAAUCAACAAAGAUCGGCGACAUUACCUACAUUUCCGGGCAGAUCGCCCUUGUGCCGGGCAGCAUGAAAAUCAUUGACGGCGGCAUCAAAUCUCAAUGCAAACUGAUACUGCGCCACAUCAAUCGCAUUUCGAAAGCCAUAAACGCUCAGGGUCAACUGCGCGAUGUCGUCCAAGGCAUCUGCUUCGUUACACAUCCCAACUACAUAUCCGAAGCGAGACGUCAAUGGGAGAAGUGCACGACAAAUGCCAUCGUCGAUUACAUUGUGUGUCCACAACUUCCGCGCCAAGCGCUGGUCGAGUGGCAGGUGUGGGCACAUGCGCAUAACGAUAACUUCGACUAUGAGGAAACUGGUUGCUCGGUCGGUGAGUACACAGUAUUUAGUAGACGUCGCUGGAAUUACGAAAGUAAUUGUGCCGCCAUUGUGUGCUAUGUCACAACCGGACUAGCAUCAUCGACCACCCAAUUGACUGACUUACACGACGACACAAUCAAUCGUCAUUUUCGCAUCGCUCAGCGACUGUCGCCCGAGAAUAUCGAUGACAUCCUAACGUACACCGUCAACAAAUUGAUUAAAGGACAACCGACCAAGACUGAGGGCGAUGCUAUUAUGGUUCCUACGAUACCGUCGAUACAUUUGAAGAUUUUCUACCAGGUGCAUGCCGUUUCGUCCGUGGAAUUGCUGAUGCAAUCGAUACAGGAAUUUCGCGAAAAGUCCACGAAAAUCGUCAAAUUUGCAUUCACUCUGAUACCGGCCUGUAGUUUACAGAAUUUUAGCACAUUUUUAUCGAUAUCCGGCGUAAAGCAUGAGUAAAAGACAACUUUUCUGUUGGUAUGAGCGAGGCUUGGAAUCAUGUUUCGUGACCAUUUCCGGGCAUCGUUUUAAGUUGAUAUGAGUUGUCGCUGGUUUAUUUGUUUGGAAUUCACUACACGAAGGAAAGUUUUGUCUUCUGUUUGCCAUUCUUCCUUUUGGAUUUUCUUUUAAUUAGAAAAUCUUAAUUUUAUGAUCCUAGUUCUCAACCGAAUAUUGUAUAAUGUCAUGAGGCUGUGUCCCGUGUGUAUUAAAAUUCAAUUUAAAACAACAAACAAACAAAUAUUUGUCGAAUAAAAUGGGAAAUGACAUUGAC